Rhodotorula toruloides NP11 is the source of this 1122-nucleotide messenger RNA. RefSeq names its product isocitrate dehydrogenase (NAD+). Lineage: Eukaryota; Fungi; Basidiomycota; Microbotryomycetes; Sporidiobolales; Sporidiobolaceae. Bases 1 to 1122 code for a protein of 373 amino acids. The transcript is spliced from 11 exons. Gene Ontology annotation, molecular function: NAD binding; isocitrate dehydrogenase (NAD+) activity; magnesium ion binding. Gene Ontology annotation, biological process: isocitrate metabolic process; tricarboxylic acid cycle. Gene Ontology annotation, cellular component: mitochondrion. The record is from RefSeq and is a predicted model, not a curated record.
AUGUUCCCAAAGCCACUUGCUCUCCGCAACCAGCUCAUCGGCCAGGCUCGCUCGGCCACCACCCUCGGAGUCGGAAUCUCCCGCCCCUCGGCCAUCCAGCCCACCAAGUACGGCGGCGUCUACUCCGUCACGCUUAUUCCGGGUGAUGGUGUCGGAAAGGAGAUCACCCAGUCGGUCGAGGAGAUCUUCGAGCACGCCAACGUCCCCGUCGAGUUUGAAAAGUUCAACGUCUCGGGCGGAACCUCGGAGGAUGCGGCGCUCUUCAAGCGCUCGAUGGACUCGCUGAGGCGGAACAAGGUCGGCCUCAAGGGCAUCUUGUACACCCCCGUCGAGCGUUCGGGUCACACGUCCUGGAACGUCGCCAUGCGCCAACAACUCGACAUCUACGCCUCGGUCGUCUUGUGCAAGUCGGUCCCCGGCGUCCCCACUCGCCACAAGGACGUCGACUUUGCCAUCAUCCGUGAGAACACCGAGGGAGAGUACUCUGGGUUGGAGCACCAGUCCUCGCCGGGUGUCGUCGAGUCCCUCAAGAUCAUGACCCGCCACAAGACCGAGCGCAUCGCCCGCUUCGCCUUUGACUUUGCCAUCAAGAACGGUCGCAAGCACGUCACCGCUAUCCACAAGGCCAACAUCAUGAAGCUCGGAGACGGAUUGUUCCUCAACACGUGCCGCCGUGUCGCCGAGGAGUACAAGGACUCGGGCAUCACUUUCUCCGACAUGAUCGUCGACAACACCUCGAUGCAACUCGUCAACCGCCCGCAACAAUUCGACGUCAUGGUCAUGCCCAACCUCUACGGCUCCAUCAUCUCCAACAUCGGUGCUGCGCUCGUCGGCGGUCCCGGAAUCGUUCCGGGCGCCAACAUCGGGAGGGAGUUUGCGUUGUUCGAGCCUGGGUGCCGCCACGUCGCGAAGGACAUCCAGGGCCAGGACUCGGCCAACCCGGCCGCCAUGAUCCUCAGUGCUACAAUGCUCCUGCGUCAUUUGGGACUUGAUCACCACGCAAAUGCGAUCGCAUCGUCGGUUUACAAAAUUCUUGAGGAGGGCAAGAUCCGCACGCCCGACUUGGGCGGCACCUCGCACACGACCGACUUCACUCACGCCGUCAUCAAGGGCUUGCAGUGA